AUGGCUGAUAGGGACUCUGGCAUCGCCGGGAUUGAACCUACGCCUAUCGUAUUCCCUACACCUGAUAUUCCCUCAGAAAAGGCCUCUUUUCCACCCAAUCCUACUUACAAUAAAUCCACCAAACAACCCAACGAGAAGUCCUCAUUUACCAAGGGACGAGAGAGAGUGAAAACUCUCUCCAAUACUCCGCCGUCCACUCUUGUCAAACUUCUCCUUCACGAAGAGUCUACGACCAGAAAGACUCGUCAACUUCUUACACAGGCGGUGGAUCGACUCGGCACUGCUUCUGAACGUGCAGUAAAUGCUGAAACUUCCCGUCGAGCGGUUGAGGUAUCGGCAUUGCUAGAAAAAGCUAAGCGAGACCAGGAACUUGCGAUAGCCAGUGAUGAAGCGAGUCGUGCUAGGAAUGAGCUAGCGAUGUACAAGCUCCAUCUCAAGAAGGCACAAGAUGAAGUUACUCGGGCGCACAAGGCCAUGAAGGCUCUGACCGAACGUCAAGUAGCGGCGGAGCGCAACGCAGCACAGGCCAGGUCGCUAGCGAGGAAAUACAGAGGUCAAAAUUUGACGAUGAUCGCUAAAGAAGAAGGCAAACUAGAAGGGUACAGGCAGGGAUUGCGUAUUGGAAGGCAGGUAAUCGGUGCAAAGUACGACGAGCACGAUAUUCAAGACGGAGGGAGUGCCUAUAUCGAGGAGUACUUUGAGGACACAGAGGGAACGGCGACCGCCCACAGUACGCCUCACUCGCAAUCUAGGAGAGCGUCAAGGAAGGAUGAUGGCAGGCGAAGACGCGAUUCGGAAGCCCAUACACCACGUCAAACGACUGUAGAUGGUUAUCCCCGCUCAACGCCAAGACCCCAGCCAGAGCCUACCCUUCCGGCCUCCUCAAAUCGCAUUGCGUCCCCUCUAGCAGCCACAGUUCAGGGUGUUGAUAGCCCUCAGCCAGGUCCGUCCCUAUUGCCACCUCCGUCAAUCCAUGCCCAGCAGCCUUCCCUAGUUUCUCCGCAUAUACAUCAAAGGCAUUCUCAACAGAUCACUUCUGAAGAGGAGCCAGAAGUAAUAAAUAUUCGAACGUCAGUGACUACAGAUUCAACGCCCACGCAAGCACGAGAAUCAUCUGAUUUGCCCCGCUCUCCUGCUGAAUCAUCUAAUUCACGACCGCCAGUCCAGAUUUUCCCCCAUCCAUCCCCUUCUCAAGCGAGUCACACUGCAAGUCCCAUUUCUGAGAAUAGUGCACUUGGUAUUCUUGAAUAUGUCCCCAUGCCACCCCCACCUAUAUCUAUGCCACCUCCGGAGUUACAAAUUCCAGCCCAAAGGUCUCCGGAGAUCCAAGCGCCUGUCCCAGGCUCAGGUGUUCAAAAUUCAGAAGCUGAUAGACAGCGAGAGGUGGAUGCCAGUACUCCAUCAACGAUAACCGGUAUUGCUGGACUUGCCACUUUCCCGUCAUAUGUACCGACUGUUUCUUCCAGUGACGGCGCCGACGUAGGCGGUCGAGCACCUGGGGUCGCUGGAAGCACGUCAGGAAGUCUCACCGGUGUAAACCGUCCCCCCAGCGCAGCAGGCAGUCGCGCUGGAAGUGUGCGUUCGGUUGGCUCGGGUGACCCAUGGCAAGGUAGCUCAGGUAGAAGAGGAAACCUGAGUACCAUCUACGAACAGUCGAGGGAGGGAACGCCCGGCCUGACUCCCAUGCAUACAGGCACUUCAAGUGUGCAGAGUCAGGUGAGGGUGGACGAGUGGCGUAAGAGUCUGAGUCAGAGUGGAACUGAGUCUCCUCGCUCAGACGUGAAGCCACUGUCUCCGAUGCUUUCAGGUUCGAGUCUCUAUGCUCCACCUCCUCCGAGCUUGGUUAGCCAAGAUACAGGCUUGACCGAUUUACGGAGACGCCGCUCUUCAAGUAGCGGAAAGACAGCGAGCAUCAAUAUCCAAGUCGAACCUCCGUCGCAGCCCGCCUCUGAUGGUCGACACACCCCAGUUCCAGGAAGUGCUGGUAGUCGUGGACACUCAGCUCCCCAAUACCCUACAUUUGGAUCUGGUGGCUCUACACAUCAUUCCACAGGGCCACAGCAACAACAACCGGGUUAUUUGAGUCCAAACAGGUCACCACUAGACUUGGCUUCCAUUCAGUCAACUGAAUCUGGCCCGAACGAGCCACCAGUAAUACCUGGCAUGACUCCAAAACACCCCGGGGUAUCUCGAAAUCCCGGUCCACCACCGAUGGUUUCGGGUCCGUUAAACAAUGGUUCUAGCCCCGGUGCUCAAGCGCCUCUCCCUCAUAUUUACGCCACUGGUCAGUUUCCCCCAGGCUUUGUUCCGGCGUACGUACAGCCAUCACCCGAUGCACGGACAAUGUCCCUUCAAAAUUCUAGACGUCCGACAUCUCCAGUCGACUCGGACCAGUCAGAAGAGGAGUCAACGACCUCUUCUAGAAGAAAUCUUAUGAAUACUUUGUAUGGAGGAAAUGGAGCAUCUGAUAUCCCUCCUGGAGCAGUGACUGGUGGUACACCACAGGUGACAUGGAAGUCUUCUACUGCGACCGGAAGUUCGUAUGAAACAUGGCCGCCUAACCCUCCGCCUAUUGGAUCUGCAUCUUUUUCGACCUCACCCAAUCCUCUUCCGAAGCCACCGCAGCCUAUAUCGGGCGGAACGACGUUCGGUGCCUGGGGAAGCGGCUCACCCUAUGCUCCAUCUCCGUCUGGAUCCGGUAACCCUCCCUAUACUCUCCGUGGAACUACUGGUGAAAGCGAGCGAUCCCGUUCACCUGCACCCGUUCCAAUACCCAAUCCGACGCUGAAUAAUAACUGGGGUGCAAUCCCAAAGACGUCUUCGACAUCAACAUCAAAUACUACACCGCGAUUUGCAGGAGUAACUCCAAGAUCUUUGGGGACUCCUCGGCUAGGAAUGAUCUCCCCGUCUCUGGUAUCAUCCUUGGAUCGCGCUCUUCCACUUGAUAAUACUAUCGACGCUAGCCCUCGGACUAAGCGAGAGAGUUUACACGCGGGUACGACCCCGUUGUUCAAAGGGAAAUCAAUCCCGAGUCUCAGUGGUAGUGGAAGCGGACGAAGCAGCCGGAAUGGAAGUGAGGAAUACAACGUUCUGGAAACUCAGACGCAGGAAAAUACCGUGGCAAACGCUAAGACGGUGCGUAUGGGAGACCGGGUGCAAGUAGGUGCGGCGGGUAGCUCGCCGUAUCGGCAACAAGCCAACGUGCCUCUGUAUCGCCAAUAG
This is a messenger RNA of Marasmius oreades (fairy-ring Marasmius), 3222 nucleotides long. RefSeq lists its product as uncharacterized. The transcript is spliced from 4 exons. The record is from RefSeq and is a predicted model, not a curated record. NCBI's taxonomy places the organism in Eukaryota, Fungi, Basidiomycota, Agaricomycetes, Agaricales, Marasmiaceae. Bases 1 to 3222 code for a protein of 1073 amino acids.